Molecule: messenger RNA, 597 nt
Organism: Phytophthora nicotianae INRA-310
Lineage: Eukaryota; Oomycota; Peronosporomycetes; Peronosporales; Peronosporaceae
Exons: 2
Coding region: 1-597 (198 amino acids)
Source: RefSeq, a predicted model, not a curated record
AUGGCCGCUGACGAGCUUGUUUUGCUGUGCGCGAUCCUCGACGAUGCCGGAUGCAACGUUGUCAUGCCUCUAGUAAUUGCAGCGCUAUAUAACCCUCCAGCCGAAUGUACAGUCGUGCCCAACAUCCGCUUCUGUCUUGCAUCUACGGCAGAUGCCGAUGCUGCGUUCGACUUUCGUUUUGAUGUUGAGAGCAUUAUGUCUAUGGCAUCGCUUUUCAAGUUGUCCGACCGGUUAUCACGGGACAUCGCAGCAGCGUGCACAAAACAGAAGCUCUGUGCACAUUAUUACAUCGACUUAGCUAUCCUAAGCGCCUUGUGGAUAUGCGGGACGUUUGGGAGAUCGGAGGGUGCGUUUACUCGGGUGGUGCAAAUUUUUCAAAGUCGAACCGCUGAAUAUGCUGAUGCCAUCCAGCGUAAGGAAUCUCCUAUGAAGAGCAAUUUCAGUUUUAUAGAUGGAACGAAGAACGCAGUUUGUCGUCCCUCCCCACGCCCUAUCGGAAUUGAGAAUUUACAGCGACAAGUUCACUCGGGCCACAAGCGCAUUCACAGUCUAAACUAUCAAUGCAUCACUACACCUGAUGGGUUGUCGCUUCAUUGA